ACUACUCGUGUCUGGAAUUGCUUGUUAAAACGGACCGUUUUAAGAGAAAGUGUUUCAGUGAUUAGGUCUUGUUUGAGCUAGCUGCACCCUACCCUUGUAAUGGUGCCGUGACACCUCUCUCUCUCUCUACACAUCUCACUUCACACGCAUCUCCCAAUUGACUUUCAACCAUGGCUGACUACAAACAAGAACAAGAUAUGGAGAUUGAAGCAUUAGAAGCUAUACUUAUGGAUGAUUUCAAAGAAAUACAUUCGGGUGAAAGUGGCCUAAGUACUUCCAAUCGGUGCUUUCAAAUAAAAGUUGCUUCACAGGAUGAUGAGGAAGAUGGGUUAAUCACUAAUCCAGCUCAACUGGCUUUAAUCUUCACACACACAGAAAGAUAUCCUGAUGAACCUCCACUUUUGAAUGUGAAAAGUUUGCAAGGAAUACCUGCCGAAGAUUUAAAGAUUUUGAAAGAAAAACUACAACAAGAGGCAUCUGAAAAUCUUGGUAUGGCUAUGAUAUACACACUUGUUACCUCAGCUAAAGAGUGGUUGGCUGACCGGUUUGGUGAAGACUCUGCUGGUGGGAGUGCUGAAGCAGAAGAGGCUGCCAAAGAUGAUAUAGUGAUACCCCAUGGGGAACCAGUUACUGUUGAAACAUUUUUGGCAUGGAGAGAAAGGUUUGAAGCUGAACUAGCACUGGAACGAGCCAAGCUAAUGCCCGAGUCUGCCCUCACAGCUCCCAAGGAAAAGAAGCUAUCUGGUAGACAGUGGUUUGAAAGUGGAAGAGCGAAAGGUGCAGCUGCUGUCGCUGAGGAAUCUGAUGGGGAGGACGAGGAUGAUAUUGACUUUGAUGAUGACAAUUUUGAAGAUGAUGAAGAGGAUAUGCUUGAUCACUACUUGUCUGAAAAAUCUAAUCCAUUUGUAGAGUCUGGCACGAGAGCUAGAUAAAGUGCGAAUGCAGCAUUAUCCGGCAGAGAUUUACAGUUUGCCUCGCUGAGUGAGGGAGUUUAUGUCAUCCUUUCUAGGACAGGAGGAUUUGGUUUUAUGAUGUAAUCGAAGGUAAAAUGUAGAAGCGUUUGAUAUGCGACAUUGUAUUUCACCUAAACACUUUGAUAUAAAAGAAAUACUUUUUCAGCAGUCGCAUCCAUGAAUUGUAUGAAAGGAGUUUCUUAUGGAUAAAACAACUAUAUAACUCAGUUUGAAGUAUAAUAAAUAAGAUGAAUUUGUUU
Messenger RNA from Abrus precatorius (Indian licorice), 1213 nucleotides. Its product is annotated as RWD domain-containing protein 1. Gene Ontology annotation, biological process: cytoplasmic translation. The transcript is spliced from 11 exons. The record is from RefSeq and is a predicted model, not a curated record. The coding region runs from base 171 to 932 and encodes 253 amino acids. Gene Ontology annotation, molecular function: protein binding. Lineage: Eukaryota; Viridiplantae; Streptophyta; Magnoliopsida; Fabales; Fabaceae.